Messenger RNA from Geodia barretti, 435 nucleotides. Lineage: Eukaryota; Metazoa; Porifera; Demospongiae; Tetractinellida; Geodiidae. The record is from the annotation of a GenBank genome assembly.
AUGGAAGCAAUAAAGAAACUUGCCGGCGCAUAUCUGGUCGGCAUCUCAGUAGUGGUCGCGGUUUUCUUCAUCAUCAACCUAUUCCUGGUGGGUGCAAUCAAUGUGCUCGCGGUCUGGCACGUGCUGGACGUGUUGAUGCUGAUUGGCCUGGCACUGGGGAUGGGUUUCAACUACAUCCAUAAGAAGCGAGCCAGCGACCGCGAGGCCGGCGACUCCGUGUCUCGCGGGUAUCUCGAGGCCAACGUCACCUUCUAUGCCACCACAGUGAUCACGAUUUUGUUUCUGCACAACUGGUUCGCUUUCCUGGCGACCGGCGACGUGAGCCAAGGUGACAACCACACCCCGUGGGUGAUCUGGGCCGUGGUGGACACUGUCCUGCCCAUCGUGUUGGGCGUCACCGGUUGCCGCCUCUGGCGGGAAGCCGCCCGCGCAUAA